Lodderomyces theae is the source of this 630-nucleotide messenger RNA. RefSeq lists its product as uncharacterized. NCBI's taxonomy places the organism in Eukaryota, Fungi, Ascomycota, Pichiomycetes, Serinales, Debaryomycetaceae. The record is from RefSeq and is a predicted model, not a curated record. The transcript has 2 exons. Bases 1 to 630 code for a protein of 209 amino acids.
AUGUCUACAUAUGAAGAGGAACACAACAUUACACGCACACAACCUGUGCAGGACGACUCCCAACGACGAGGCAGACACCAUGAAACAUUGAGUGGCAUUAUCGACUCGUUUAUCCACUCUCAUCAAACCUAUCACGACCACAAUAGUGACGCAGUACCCUCAUUCGAAGAUCGAUUCACCGAAUCUACAACCUCACUUGAAUCUAUAUCGGCUGCAUUGAAUCAAUUGCGAAGCUUGGAUAAUUCUGACCUUGCUGAUUCGUUGUUGAAUAUAUUGGACUCAAAUCCUAAACAAAAGGGAGUCAAUGCCGAAUUUCUCGACACUUUAGAACGAGUACCUGUUUCUCAAUUAUCAGAUGAUGAGUUUUGUCCAAUAUGCACCAACAAAUUCAAGGAUGACAAAUAUCCCUUAAUUGUCAAAUUACCCUGUGGAGUUAAAAACUCAAAACAUUAUUUUGAUUUGGAAUGCAUCGGACCGUGGCUAAUGACAAAUUCAACGUGUCCAAUGUGUAGAACGAAUGUCUUGGAAGUUGAAGAAAAUCGAAGGAAACGGAUUGAAGAAGAAAUUAGAAAAGCUAGAGAGGAUGACUCUGAAGAAGACGCCGAAGAAAGAUGGGAUGCCUAUGGUUAA